Molecule: messenger RNA, 9450 nt
Organism: Scleropages formosus (Asian bonytongue)
Lineage: Eukaryota; Metazoa; Chordata; Actinopteri; Osteoglossiformes; Osteoglossidae
Gene: frs3
Product: fibroblast growth factor receptor substrate 3
Biological process (GO): fibroblast growth factor receptor signaling pathway
Cellular component (GO): cytoplasm
Molecular function (GO): fibroblast growth factor receptor binding; transmembrane receptor protein tyrosine kinase adaptor activity
Source: RefSeq, a predicted model, not a curated record
CCGGGUGAGAGAGAGCGCUUCACGAUCCCGGGUCCACUGGCCUGCUAGAGCAAUGGGAAGUUGCUGGAGUUGCCUGUACAAAGACUCGGUCCCAGACAACCACCCCACCAAGUUCAAGGUGACCAAUGUGGACGAUGAAGGCAACGAGCUGGGCUCUGGCACCAUGGAGCUCACGCAGACAGAGCUGGUCCUGCACACACGCAAGCGCGAUGCUGUCCGGUGGCCCUACCUCUGCCUACGCCGCUACGGCUAUGACUCAAACCUCUUCUCCUUUGAGAGUGGCCGUCGCUGUCAGACCGGACAGGGGAUCUUUGCCUUCAAGUGUCCACGGGCUGAAGAGAUCUUCACUCUGCUCCAGGAGCUCAUGCAGUGCAACAGCAUCAACGUUGUUGAAGAACCGGUGAUGAUGGGCCGCCCCGGACACCCCCCUGAGCUGGACAUCCCACGCACCCCGCAGACCCCCAACACUCCAGCAUACACGGUGCAGGGGUUCCCAAAUGGUUACCCAGGGUACCCCAUCAGUGCGGACUCCUCCCACGCCUCUUCUCGCCAUCCCUCCCUGGCCGACGAUGACCAGACUCACACGUAUGUCAACACGGCAAGUGUGGAAGGAGAGGUCAGAGGUCGGCACUGCGUUCACUCUCUGCCCGAGGUGCGGCCCAGCACGUUCGCGGAGACCGCUCGCAGUUUGCCUCCCGUGGGCGGUCAGGGAGGCAGCCAUCCCGGCAUGCACUGCUGCCCCCACGAGGAGCACGGGGACCCUCAGGUCUUCCUGCAGACCACCUCCCAGGAGGCGAAGUUCAGGCUGGGACCGACGCCAGCGCAGCGCCGAAUGCUGGACCGCGAGAGGCACGCCCACCACUCCCAUGGCCUCAGAGGCCACGAGGAGGGAGCCGUGGCCUCAGAGAUGGAAGGCAGCGGCCCUCAGUCUUUGCCACCCUUUCACCUGCACAACCCGCACUCCUACCACCACCACCACCACCACCUGGCUCACCGGCACCCGGUGCCCGAGCCCCAGGAGGUUUGCCAGGCAACCCAGCUCACCUACGAGAACAUCAACGGUCUGCGCGGGUCUGCGCGCCGCCGUGGGCGCCGCCUCAACCCGUGUCCUGGCAGCGUCUCGCAUUCGGGGGGGUCCAGCAGCAGCAGCAGCGGGGGGGGAGGCCACCCCCUGCACUUGUCCCAAGGCCACGCCCACGGCCCCGCCUCCUUGCCCUCCCAGGGUUACGGCUGCGAGCGGGUUGCGGGCGGAGCCCACCGAAAGACGGCGCUGCUGAACUACGAGAACCUGCCGUCGCUCCCGCCUGUGUGGGAGUACUGCGCCCUGCAGCGGGACGAGGAGGACGACGAUGACGAGGAAGGGGGGCAGGACGAAGACGACGAAUACGAGGAAGAGGACUACGACGAGUACGAGUUUUCCGAGGGACCCGGUACCCCCAACGGCUACCACCAGGAUGGGGGCCACGCCAUGCGCAACUACGUCAACACGGAGCGCAUGGCGCUGGGGCCCCCCCGGCAGCCGCACUGCUCUGUGGGCAUUGACUACGGCUGCGAUUACCGCCGCGGUGGGAGCCGGGGUGGGGGCGGGGCGAGGGGAGGGUGCGAGCAUGGCCAUGGCGCCCCCUCCAGGCAGCUGAACUACAUCCAGGUGGAGCUGGACGGAGAGCCCGGCAGGGAGCCCGUAGGGGGCGGCGGUGCCCAGCAGCCACUGCAGCACCAGAUGCCUCCCUCUGGGCCGCGCCGCAGCGAAUUCUACGCCGUCAUCGACCUGAAGAAGACGGCCGCCAUGUCCAACCUGCAGAGGGCCCUCCCUCGCGAUGAUGGUACGGCCCGGAAAACGCGCCACAACAGCACCGACCUGCCCCUGUGAGCCGCGCACCUCCCCCCCCUUCAUUUCACCGGUCGAGCCAACGGGGCAGCUGGGGGUGUCGGUUCUCAUCAGCCUCCUCUGUGGUUUCAGCGAGGCUUGGUUUUCGUUGCCGCCUGGGUUUGUGGUUUUGUGGCAGGGGGCGGGCAGUGGCCGUGUCCCGGGCCUGAUGACAUCGCCGCGGGAUUUCUGUCAGCUCUGGACACCUACACCUUGUCUUUCUUUCUCUUCGUCCUCUUGGCUUUUCACCGCCAGUCGCUUUGGAGUGUUGAGUAUUCAGUGUGGGUAUGGGGAGCCCCUCCCCUGCGGUCAGUGUGGAGUAUGAAGCAUCCCCCCACCCCAUCCCACCCAUCCCAUCCCAUCCCAUCCCAUCCCAUCCCCCCUCAGUGUUUGUGUUGAACAAACCGGAGUGCAUGUGGAGAGCAGUUGCUUUCAGGCAUUGACCUGCGCAAUAAACACACUAGGGUCACGUGGUCAGGACCCCAAAAUGAAGUUGAAGUUGAAGUGAGCGUUUGCCAAAGGCCCCCCGGGGUCAAUGACGCGGGUCGCUUGAGCGCAGCGGUGCGUACGGGCUCUCGCCGCGUUGGCGCUGCGCUCAGGAAGUUCCUCGUGCUUCGCCGGCUGCCCCCGAAACGCGUUCUGCCUCCCCGGUUGUGGAAUACGGCGGGUCCCCGACUUACACGCUUUUGAGUACGGAACGUUUCGCCUUUCCGGACUCUCGACAAGUGUUUAGCGUUUACUUUUCAUAGAGCAGUUGGACUUGCCCAACGUGCUGGCAGACAGCGACUGCGAACGCGAAGGGCUGCUUUGAGUUCGUCAAAACGGCAAGGAGAAGGUGAAGAAGCCGUAGGCGAUCCUGCGGCUGCUACACCUACCGGAUCUGAGUCGUCAGCGAAGCGCCGCCUCUCCGUGAUCCUCCACCGCCAUGUAACACCUCCAGUUGUGAGUUGAUGGGCAGCUGCGGUCUGCGUUUCGAGGCAGAUAACGUACCACUUAGAUUGUUUUUUACAUUUCUUGCAAUUAUGCCUCUAUUUCUUACUGUUACGCCUCUGUCGGGUGUUGCCGAAUGCCAUGUGACGUGUCGAGUAAAGAGCGCAUCCCGGAGGGUGCGUGGGCACCAACACCGUGAUCUGCUUCUGGUCAGAGUUCUUUAUUCCGCUUUCGAAUCUGAUUCGGAACGCUAUGCGGGUGCAAUGCGUAAAUUGUACUUUUGCUGAGAUGCGCGUCGCUUUGGACAAAAGCGUCUGCUAAAUGAACGAAUGUAAACGUAAAUGUAAAUGUAAAUGCACGAGUCAUCCCGGCUCACCGGCGCGGGGUGGGGGAGGGGUUCCGCAACUCUGUUCCCGUCCGGAUCGCAGAGCUGUCGGGGUUACUGACGUCCACAUUGAGUCGUUUAGCAGAUGCUUUUCUCCGCGGCAACGAACAACUCGGGGUGAACGCAGCUGCAUUUCGCCGACGGUCCAACACCAUGUUCUUGACACAAGCAGCUGCUUGCAGAAUUGAGGAUGAGCCCCUGGAGCGCUGCAUUUUACGUUCGACUUGCAAACGUUGAGUAACGCGCCAGGUCUCAGGCCUAGUUAACUUGGUAAGUCGGGGACUAGCUGUACGUUGAAGUUUCCGUAGCAACUUUUAAAAAGUCAAGUUAGUGCCAAAAAUGUGCAUAAGUGAGGAGCACUUUUUCCGCAACUUCAUUCCAAUGAGCUGCACUUUACACGGAAAUCAAAUGCGGGCAGGGCACUGGUUUCCAUGGAAAUGGCUGCCAGAGGACACCCCGUCCCCGGGUGAUGCGGAGAUCUCCAUAGAAAUGGUCUCGAGGCAACACCUGGGUUUCCCCUUUGCUUCCUGGCUUCCCUCAGACCUUCGUUCGCUGACGUCGCGGAGCCCCGGGUCUCGGGCUCCGUUGCCUCGAACCGUCUUGCUGCUGAGCGAAGAAGACUCCGCAAGGGACGAAGGCCAGUACAGAGAGCAGAAAGCGGUAUGGCCGGCGCUCGGUGCGCACGCAACGGGGUACGAGAGCUCACGGUCGAAGCCGUCAGCUCAGUUGGCGGCGCUGCGGCCGGGGCUCGGUCACCAGCUGUCUGGCGGACCGAAGCGCUGUUGUUGCGGAGCUCGCCCUCUGGGUGGAAGCGUCCUGCAGAGAAAGUUGUCCGUUGCCAGUGGUCCGCUUGCGAGUGGCGCCGCGUUCCUCCAUCGUCUUCAAGUGCCAAACUUCUCGAGCUCAUUUAAAGUCUGAACGUGCGUUCGUUCCGUGUCUGAUCAUAGUGCCAUUAGGAUCUCGAGGGCUAAGCAUCAAAUCCAGAAAACCUCACGAGUAUCGAUCUGACUGUGAAAAUGCUCCGCGUUUCCUCUCACUGCUCCUCCUCCUUUCCUUUACCCACAAAGCAACGUGCAGCCCGCUCUGUUGGACCCACGCCUGGGGCCCGCGAGCAGCCGGGCUCGGCGCCCUCCGCCAGAGGCGCUUGGAGCCACCGGGUGUCUGCGGGGGACGAGGGAGACGGAACCUUCUGGGGAAUGAGCGGUCGCGCUCGUAACGUGGUCGUAACGUGGUCCUGCGCUGUGGUGUGGGUAUACCGCGUCACCCGUUGCUUUGGGGCGCUUCGAAUCACUUGCACUUUUAUGACUUAAUGGGGCUUUCGGCGACGUGUGCGGACGCACAUUUUACAUUCGUAGCAUUUCUGUUGUGCGCUUUGGUCCCUCUGGUCUUGGAGGCUCCGGGCCGGAGCCCUCACCGUCAACAUUUGUGGCUUGGAGACGCACUCGACCGCCUGAGCGCUCGGGUGCCAGCGACUCCGUGGCCGCCACGCAACCGUGCGCUCGUGUCUCACGUAGCCCAUAAUUUUUUACAGCCUGUAGUAUUGAAACGCAGCUCUAGAUUACAGUGAAGUUUCCUGUAUUGUACCCGAUGUUCGCUUUCCUUUAAAUAUUGAUUCACGACAACGUAGAAAAACAACUCCAGCAUAAGCUAAUUGAUGGAGCAGCUUGUGCAAGAUGAGCUGAUCCGAUGCUUUCGGCACUAAGGGUUCCGAAAAAAACGGGCCCGAAAAUGGGUUUCCACGUGCGUCCUGUCAGAACGCACCGUUUCGUCAUUUUCUGGGGAAACUUUGUUGUUGGAAAGUUGCUGUAUUUAGCAAAAAUGUGGACUCUUGCUCUCGCGAGACCCUUCACAUUGUCCAGUACCGCAGUAUUGCAGAAGUGACGUGGAGAAGGGAGACGCGCUUCUCCUCAACAUGCAAACUGCUGGUGUCCACAGCGUGUUCAUAACUUGUGUUCGAAAGUCUGCAAAGUCUGCAAACCACUUCACUUUGUUUUUAUGGACUCCUCUUGUCACCAAAGUGACUUGAACAAGCUCAGUUACAACACGGUAAAUAAAUAACAACAGAGUAAAGCAGCUGGCGUAUCGCUGAGCCACAGUCAGUGAAAGGUUAAUAAUGAUAACGAUCAUAAAUGAAGAAAUACUCUUUAGUUUAAUAUUUCCAUUAACUUUGAGCUGCUUUAAUAUUAAUACUGGUGGGCAAAAAUUUGUUGUUUCCUCCAGCUCCGUUUAAUCGCGGGUGGCUGAUUGAUCCCAUAGCCAUCGAUGUAUCGAUCGCCCGUAUUCCGCACACAAGCUUUAAACGCUGUGGAAGCGAGUCGAAUGAAGGCUGUCCCACACCUCUCUUCCGUUUCCCCGUCUUCGCCGCCUCCUGUCGGCCGGGAGGGUAAGCGCAGGACAAGAGAAAUGAAAGGGAAAUGUUCGCGUCUUGAAAUUAUACCGAACUCGUGUGAUUUUCGCUCCGGCGUGUCUGGACCAGGGUGUUACCCGCAGCUAUGAUCCUUAUUAUUUGCAGUUAGUCCAUCGUCGCUCUCGUGGCACGUCGCUACGGAGCGUGUCGUUUUGUCGUCUCUUUCUAGUCCGUCGCAUCGCUGUAAUUUACACGCGCUUUACCUACACGGCACCGUGCGUCGCUCCUCGAGACGCCGCGUGUCUUUUGCCGUGAACAUUUAACAUGCAACUACGUCUCGGUCUCUGCGACUCGCUCCCAGGAAGUAGGGCGGUAAUGAUGUCACGUCGCGAUGUGCAGGAAGUCAGUUUCCGUCGCUUGUUUAAAUCCGAAUGGACCUACAGCGAACUCGAACUGCCCGGGUUCUUUGCAUCUUUAAAUUUGCACUCGCACAAAACCAGGAUUUCACCUGGCUUAAUCGUUUCGGUUUCAGCAUUUCUGCCUCAUGCCAGCACUUUAUUGUGCCAUAAGUGACAGGUGCCAAAUACGGUCGUGCAGACAGUAGCAGGGCUGCUCUUGGGGGGUUCGGGGCUGUCGGGGAAUCCUAAUCCUAAGAAGUUACCUCGCCCACCCGUGUUUACAGAAAUAUUGUAGACCUCACGUUGAAUAGCAGCGAUCCUUUUCCGUUGUCGUCGUCAUCGUUGUGAUCGUUGUUUACGCGCCACAGCGUUCCUGCUUCAGGAUUGGAGGGUCUCUCCUGCCGGGCUUAUUUUCCGCUUUAUGGCGGUUCGGUUCGGACCUCUGGCCGAGCACCUGGCACGGACGGUGCCGCGGUCCCCUUAAAUGUUUACACGGUGCAGGCGAAAGCGGUCCAGCGCUCGUCUUUCUCCCGAUUCCACUGUCGUCUCCUUAGAGCCACGUCCCCCGCCCCCCAUCCGCGACUGUGAGCGGGACCAAGUGAGGACCGGACCCCUGGGACCCCUGGGACCCCUGGGACCCCUUCCUUCUUAGUGGCCAAUAAUGUUUCUGACUCGGGGAAUAACAUAACCAGCUGGCUGGCUGGCUAGCCUGCAGGGGGCGCUCAAGUUCUCUUUGUUAUGUACUUUGCACACAGUAUUGGUGGAGUCUCAUUCCACGCGGCACUUUGCUGCAGAGAGAAGCUUGGUCCAUUUCGUCCUCCUGUCCUUCGUGUCCCUUCGUCCACGAACAGACAAGUGUCCGCUUUCAGUUGAGCCACGUGGAGUCACACCCCCCGCACCUCUUUUGUCUCGGUGGAAAGAGAGCGAGUUUUUCCACCGACGUUACUUUGAUAUUUACGGCAAGUGGUUGAGAGCGAGGCUUGUACGGCACGCGCGUCCUGUGCCGACCGUGCAGGUUCCGCUCCAACCGUGUCUAAGUGACCUCCGGAGUUAAGGUACUCUGUAACUGUCCCCGCGGACAGAGUAGACGAACCCAGAGUCCCGGUUCACGCGCCGCCCCCAUCUUGCUGUUCCUCCGGUCGUGUGGCACGGCGGACGUUGUCUGGAAAAAGCGGAUCCGACACGGGAUCCCGUGAGCCCCGUGUUUCCCUCGGCGCGGAAGACUCUUAACCAGGUGGAGAAGGUCCGCCGGCAUACCCUACAGCAUGCAUUUGACGUUUCCCCUAUAUAUAUAAAAUCUUUUUGUACAGAAAGCAUGUUACUCUAAGUACUAAAAGUGUUUAAGUGAGCUGUAAAUAUCUGCCUCUGGUUUUAGUCUCGGUCUCUUAACGUCAGUCUGUCUGUUUCUUGGUUGACGUGAUGUAAGAAAACAGGAAAAAAAGAGUAAUUUUUAUGUAUUCCUUGCGGCGCGCACAAGGAAGAUGUAUAAUUCACAACGGUGGGCGUCGAUAUUUAAAAGCGGAAAAACGAAGAAAAAAACGACCGUGUUUUGAAUGUAGGGGGCAGUAGGGGGCUGGGCUUCAGCACAGGAGGCGCUCCUACCGGGGCCACGCUCUUUUAAUUUAUUUUAUACGUGUCUCGAGAGCUGAGGGCGUCGAUCUGUUCCGAGCGAAGCGGAACGCGGUGCGGGAUCUCGGGCUUUGCAGGCAGAGGUCAGCGGAGGGGCCGCGAACCCCUUGUGGUCCGCACUUCGGUUCCGCGUGACGUUUCUGCUCGCGCUCGCAUUUCGCUUCCUCUCCUGCCGAACGGCUCCAGCGUUGGCAAAUGGACAAAAACAAACUUUUUCUUUUGUUGGACAAGAAAAAAAUGUGAUUACACCUUUUUUUUUAAAGUCUUUUACUUGAUUUUUCAAGUAAAACAUGGUGUAGGUUUGUGUUUGGUCCUCUGUGUUCUUUAAGUGUGCGUUCAGGUGGAAUCCCUUGCAAUGCGUCUGUACUGACACUGAACGCAGCGACCAGGCACGUCUUUCGCUGGCCUCCAACACACGCGCGCGCGCACGCACACACGCACACGCACGGGCACGCACACGCGUCUCCUAGGGAAACAUCAUGAGGGUUUGAUCUGGGCAAAGAGCAGAAAAGCAGCGGCGCGGUGGAGAGCUUUCUACUCUGCAUUCAGUGAUUACGUGUGUAUAAGGUUGAAAUCCCCUCACCUGUCUGUUCUCAAGUGGAGAAAUGAGCUUUAAAGGUUCAUUUUGAGUAGAGGUUCUAAAACGCAAACAUUCGUGUUUGUCUCAUGAUCCUUUCCGGCGUGGGUCAUCAAGACGAGGAUGAAACCGGUCGUGUUGGAGACCAGCGGCGGGCUUCCCGACGUGGCGCUCGUCAGCCUUCCGCUCCGAUGGCAUCGGGGUGUUGAGGUUGAAAAUGUGAAAUUGCUCACUUGUCCAUCUUGGAAUGACCUUGAAGAUGUCAGCGGUCACGAUGACUUUCCAAGCUUUGCGGCUCCGUGAUGUCGGGUUGUGAAGUCCGCUCUGCCGUGGUCAAGGAUGCUUUGAGAGCUGUCGACCGCGUCCCACCUCUGUCUUCUACCCACACGGGUUCCGCUGUCUUCUCCAGCUGAAAAUCCUGGGCCUGUUCUUCAGAAGAAUGAGCCCUCUCAUUUCACAGCAGGUUACACAUCUGUCUACGCACGUGCUGUUGCGGAGCUGACGCUGGCACUUUUGGAGCGUAAAAAGCGACUGUGUCUUCAUCUCGGGUUCAAUAGCCAUGGCCUGCAAAACACAGCAGGAGGCGUAACGCCGAGGGCGACGGGUCGGGCCGCUCUCCUCCGAGCACACUUUUACUCUGUGUACUACCUCAUUGGCUGGAAUCAUUCCAUUUGCAUAACCUCUUAUUGGCAGCGGUGUUUCGCGCGGCUCCCCUCGCUGGCUAGGAUCGUUCCGCUAACGCGGAACGCUCGCAAGCCGAAGUGUCUGCGUUUGCGAACCUUCGCUCGGCGGUUGGGUUUCGCCCGGCGGUGUUUCUCCGGGGCCAGGAUCCUUCCGUUUUCUGUCGGCUACAGUCAUUCCGGUUGCGCACCAGGAUCAUUCCGUUCGGACGGGGUGGUGUCCGCUUGGUCUCGUUGGCGUUCGGAGCACUUUGCGAAGCCAAGUGACCGUUUCUCCACCGUUUGCAGACGGCGGCUGUUGCCGGUGGUUCUCGUGUAAAGGGCUAAAAACCACCGUGCCGCGCCGCGCGCAGGCGUCGCCUUCGUCGCUUCGCCGCUUUUGCCGUACGGAGCGGCCGAGGCGUCACCGCGCUCCCCGUCUGCACCGCUGAGGUUCCUCUCUGGAGCGCGGAGAGUCGUUUCCGGCAGCAUUACCGUGGCGGGCGGUAGCGUGUGGUGUCGGGACAUUGAAAGGGUUUCCACCUCAGUACGACCUUCUCCUCCGGGAACGGGACGACGGUGAAACGUUUCAGCUUCAGAGAAUUCCUGUGGGUGGAUGUGAAGGUUCAGAAACACACACGCGCGUGCGCACACACAC